UCCCAGCUGCGCGCCCUCGCGUCUCCACCAGGGAAGCUUGGUGUAGUUUCUCCAGCCUAGAAGAUGGCAAAGGUGGCUAAGGACCUCAACCCUGGAGUUCAAAAGGAAAAUAUGCAAGUCCUGCAAAUGCAGCCAAGAGGACCACUGCUUAAAUUCAGACCUGGAAGAUGACCGGAAAAUUGGCCGUUUGCUGAUGGACUCCAAGUAUUCCACCUUGACGGCCCGAGUGAAAGGUGGGGAUGGCAUCCGGAUCUACAAGAGGAACCGAAUGAUCAUGACCAACCCUAUUGCCACUGGGAAAGACCCCACCUUUGACACCAUCACCUAUGAGUGGGCUCCCCCAGGAGUCACCCAGAAACUGGGCCUCCAGUACAUGGAACUCAUCCCGAAGGAGAGGCAGCCAGUGACAGGCACCGAGGGCGCCUAUUACCGGCGACACCAGCUCAUGCAUCAGCUGCCCAUCUAUGACCAGGACCCAUCCCGCUGCCGCGGACUUUUGGAGAAUGAGCUGAAACUGAUGGAAGAAUUUGUGAAGCAAUAUAAGAGCGAUGCCCUGGGUGUGGGAGAGGUAGCCCUCCCGGGGCAGGGCGGUUUGCCCAAGGAGGAAGGGAAGCAACAGGAUAAGCCAGAAGGUGCAGAGACUACUGCCCCGACCACCAACGGCAGCAUCGGGGAUCCCUCCAAAGAUACAGAAUAUGUCUGUGAGCUCUGUAAGGAGGUGGCCCCUGUGGACAGCCCCGUGGUUUACUCGGAUAGGGCAGGCUACAGCAAGCAGUGGCAUCCAGCCUGUUUCGUGUGUGCCAAGUGCUCCGAGCCACUGGUGGACCUCAUCUACUUCUGGAAGGAUGGGGCCCCCUGGUGUGGCCGCCAUUACUGUGAGAGUCUGCGGCCUCGGUGCUCUGGCUGUGAUGAGAUUAUAUUUUCAGAGGACUACCAGCGCGUGGAAGACCUGGCCUGGCACCGAAAACACUUUAUCUGCGAGGGCUGUGAGCAGCAGCUGAGUGGUCGGGCAUACAUUGUCACCAAGGGUCAGCUCCUCUGCCCAACUUGCAGCAAAUCCAAAUGCUCCUGAAGCUCACAGCCAGA
Molecule: messenger RNA, 1086 nt
Organism: Chrysochloris asiatica (Cape golden mole)
Lineage: Eukaryota; Metazoa; Chordata; Mammalia; Afrosoricida; Chrysochloridae
Gene: LMCD1
Product: LIM and cysteine-rich domains 1
Exons: 5
Coding region: 194-1072 (292 amino acids)
Molecular function (GO): zinc ion binding
Source: RefSeq, a predicted model, not a curated record